Labrus mixtus (cuckoo wrasse) is the source of this 279-nucleotide messenger RNA. RefSeq names its product oligosaccharyltransferase complex subunit 4 (non-catalytic) (gene ost4). Gene Ontology annotation, cellular component: oligosaccharyltransferase complex. The coding region runs from base 21 to 134 and encodes 37 amino acids. The transcript has 3 exons. The record is from RefSeq and is a predicted model, not a curated record. NCBI's taxonomy places the organism in Eukaryota, Metazoa, Chordata, Actinopteri, Labriformes, Labridae.
UCCAACUUAAAGGGACGAAAAUGGUGACAGACGUGCAGCUGGCCAUUUUUGCCAACAUGCUUGGCGUGUCAUUAUUCCUGCUGGUUGUGUUGUAUCACUAUGUGGCUGUAAAUAACCCCAAGAAACAGGAGUAAAUUUGCCAAUAUGAUUGGAGAGGUGAGAUGGGACUCAGUGCCACCACCAUGGAAACAUUCCCCUCCUCAUGUCCUUUUUCCAAAAGAUGAAUUUCUUUGUAAAAUUGCACGGUAGAGAUUUUUUCUAAUAAAAAUGUGUGAAUUC